AAAGGACUCAUUGUUUACAAAAAUAAAUAUUUCUCGUCACCAACAAAUAUCAUUAAUUUAACUGAGUUUUAAGCAAUUAAGGAUGACAAAGCUUAACGAAUGGGUCUUUGGACUGUCUGUAUUCUUUGGAAUUUAUAUGGCGUUAGUGACAAAACGUAUUAAACAUGAGAUAAUUGACGAUAACAUGUUCUUCAUACAAAUUUUACCAUUAAUUCUAGUAGUUUUACUUGGAAUCUAUGCAGUUACAACAGUGCUAUACAGAACGCUGACGUUUAAUGAAUGCAAAGAUGCAGCAAUGGAAUUACAGAAAGAGAUAUUAGAAGCACGAAAGGACUUAGCUAGCAAAGGAAUGAAGUUUACUUGAGUUAAUUUUUCUGUUAUCAAAGACUAAUUAAUUAAUAAUAAAAAUUUAUAAGAAAUACGAG
This is a messenger RNA of Chironomus riparius, 425 nucleotides long. Lineage: Eukaryota; Metazoa; Arthropoda; Insecta; Diptera; Chironomidae. The record is from the annotation of a GenBank genome assembly.